Penicillium expansum is the source of this 1425-nucleotide messenger RNA. RefSeq lists its product as uncharacterized. The record is from RefSeq and is a predicted model, not a curated record. The transcript has 4 exons. NCBI's taxonomy places the organism in Eukaryota, Fungi, Ascomycota, Eurotiomycetes, Eurotiales, Aspergillaceae. The coding region runs from base 1 to 1425 and encodes 474 amino acids.
AUGGAGGAAGGGGACACUUGGGCGACUUUAUUUUUCUCUGGUAGCCCUCUAGAUAUUCUGCAAACCAGCGAACUCGACAAUAAAACGUUCCGGCCAUUCUGUGCCGAAGACGAUAAAUGGAAACUCAGGUCCCGAGUCGACAUUCAAAGAGCAUCGGAUGCAAAUGCCAUACAGGUAUUUUGGCUUUGGAUCAAUGGACACAGAAAAUAUAUAGGCAAGGUUUUUCCUACCUAUACUGAGGAAGACGCCAAAAUUCAGCUUCAUCGUAUUAGUGUAUACCCGACCCCGGAAAUGAUAAGCAAUGCUAUGCAUGAGUUCGAUAGAUUUUCCCGGGAGGCUCGAGCAUAUAGUCAUAUUGACCUGUAUUGCUCCAGCCGUGAAAGAGUAUAUUUCCCACGAUUCUACGGAGUGGUCACUGAUAUGCCGCGAUCCCGAUUACGUUCGGGAUAUUGGCACCAGCGAGCGGUUAUACUUGAGGCUAUUAGAUCGGACUUGGGCUCUCGACGUGUUCUUAGUCAAGAUGUCGAUCUUAGUCGGGAUAUCGAUCAACUGCCCGAAGGAUUCUUGACGACUCUUGAAAGGCUAUCCAAAAGGCUUUGGACCAUCACCGAAACGAUGUUUCUAAGUCCAUUUGAACAGGAGUGGUAUCAGUCUUUACUAAAAGACCGACUUCGUCGCUUAAAUGCUCUGCAUCGAGUUGGGAUAACCCAUGGAGAUAUCCAUGACUUUCAUUUCCGACUUCCCGAUGACUUUUACGAUACUGUUCUAUACGACUUCUCCGCGUCGUAUACAUUCUCUGAAACGAAGCCUUUUCGGGUGAAUUCUGGGAGACCUCGGCCUUUAAGUCGUAUCUCAGAGGGUGAACGUGAACGUGUCCUACUGAGCAUACAAGAUCGAGCCGCCUCUCGGGACCUUCGUCUCUACCUUACAACAUCAAAUUCGGGAACUUCGGUUGAUAAUGCACUCUGGCAGCCUCUUGACAAAGAGGAGGGAUUGUUGGAGUUGAUCAUAAUAAAAGUAUCCCAUCGCCCAGAUGGCUUUUCAAUGCCCACCUUGAAUUCUAUUUUCCCUUUCCUAGAAGCGGUUUGCCCAAAGUCUGACCUAUGUUGGCAUAUUCGCAGAGGCAGGCUUUUACAUCACUAUAAAUCAGUUUGGGCAGUAUCUCGGGACGAAGAAACCCAACCUAUAUCCUUUGAUUGUGAGCGGGAAUUCAGAACGAUCGAGACAACGAAGGACUCUCGCUUUAUGCUCUGCUUAGUGCCAAAUUCGUGGAUUAUAUCAUUGAAGAUGAAUCCUGAUGUUAGCGGACAUUAUGACAGGCUACAGCAAUUUUGCUCGAGUCUUAUUUCAGCCGAAUCCCCCGGUGUGGUUAUUGGAAGAGGUGAAUUUUUGAAAGAUGCGGAGAUCACAAAGACUCCUAUAUGA